Molecule: messenger RNA, 918 nt
Organism: Miscanthus lutarioriparius
Lineage: Eukaryota; Viridiplantae; Streptophyta; Magnoliopsida; Poales; Poaceae
Source: the annotation of a GenBank genome assembly
AUGGCUGCCUCCACAACAUCAUGCGCUGCCAGCCUAAGUGCCGCCUCCUGUGUGUCUCCGCCACCGCAGCGCCGCCAUGGCAGCAGCUUCAAGCCGCCGCAGCGUUCUGGACGGCCGGCGGCGACGACCCUAUCCGCGUCAGGCAACCAACGGAACCUAUCGUACUUAGACUAUAGGACAAGCAGGACUAGAAGAGGCGACCGAAUCAGAGCUGUAGAUGCCGUGACCAUGGAUGGCUGGGCAGCACGGCUUGAAGCCCCGGUAGCGGUUGUCACUGGAGCGUCUAGAGGGAUUGGCAGAGCCAUAGCUGUGGCACUUGGCAAAGCAGGGUGCAAGGUGAUUGUGAACUAUGCCAAGUCAGGCAUGGAAGCUGAAGAAGUGUGCAGAGAGAUCGAGGAGUCCGGUGGGACGGCGAUCAGCUUCGCUGCCGACGUCUCUUGCGAGGCCGACGUGGAAUCCAUGAUGAGGGCCGCAAUUGAUGCUUGGGGAACUCUGGAUGUCCUGGUGAACAAUGCAGGGAUUACACGUGACGCACUGCUGAUGCGGAUGAAGAGGACCCAGUGGCAAGAGGUGGUUGAUGUCAACCUCACAGGCGUUUACCUCUGCGCGCAGGCUGCAGCGACGGUGAUGAUGAAGAGGAAGAAGGGAAGGAUCAUCAAUAUCGCAUCAGUUUCCGGGAUCAUCGGCAAUGUCGGGCAGGCCAACUACUGCGCCGCCAAGGCUGGGGUCAUCGGCCUCACCAAGGCCAUGGCCAGGGAGUACGGCAGCCGAAACAUCAAUGUGAACGCCGUAGCACCGGGCUGGGUGGCGUCCGACAUGACCGCCAAACUAGGGGACGAUGUGGAACGGAAGGCGCUCGAGACCAUACCAUUAGGUAGCACUGUCAACCUUCUCUUCUCAGCAUCUGUUGGUGUCUGA